CGGGGACGGGCGCGGGUCCCCUUCCCCUCAGCCCUCCCAGGUCGCCGGCGGCCCGCCUGGGGCCGGCCCCUCCUCACGGCCCCUUCAGCCGCCGUACCGAGGCUUCCCUUCAGCCGGUAGUCGGGCCUGCGGGGCCGGCGGCCUUCGGUGUCGUCAGGAAGCAGGGCCGCCCUCGGCGGAGCGCAGCCGCGGCCAUGGAUGAGGAACCCGAACGGACCAAGCGCUGGGAAGGGGGCUACGAGAGAACAUGGGAGAUUCUUAAAGAAGACGAGUCCGGAUCGCUGAAAGCUACCAUCGAGGACAUUCUUUUCAAGGCAAAGAGGAAAAGACUCUAUGAGCACCAUGGACAAGUUCGACUUGGAAUGAUGCGUCACCUUUACGUGGUUGUUGAUGGAUCAAGAUCUAUGGAGGACCAAGAUUUAAAGCCAAACAGACUUACUUGCACUUUGAAGUUAUUGGAAUAUUUUGUUGAAGAGUACUUUGACCAAAAUCCUAUUAGUCAGAUUGGCUUAAUUAUAACCAAGAGUAAAAGAGCUGAAAAAAUGUCAGAACUUUCAGGAAACUCAAAAAAGCACAUAGCUGCUCUGAAGAAAGCAGUGGAUAUGAACUGCAGCGGAGAGCCAUCUCUAUACAAUGCGUUAAAUUUGGCCAUGCAGACUUUAAAGCACAUGCCGGGACAUACAAGCAGAGAGGUUUUGGUAGUCUUCAGCAGUCUGACGACAUGUGAUCCAACCAACAUCUAUGAUCUAAUUAAGUGUUUAAAAGCCGUUAAGAUCCGAGUGUCUAUCAUCGGCCUAAGUGCUGAAGUUCGAGUUUGUACAGUGCUUGCCCGAGAAACUGGUGGAACAUACCACGUUAUUUUAGAUGAAAGUCAUUAUAAGGAACUGCUGAUGCAUCAUGUUAGUCCUCCACCUGCCAGUUCAAGUUCUGAGUGCUCUCUUAUUCGAAUGGGUUUUCCUCAGCAUACUAUUGCUUCUCUAUCUGAUCAAGAUGCAAAGCCGUCCUUUAGCAUGGCGCAAUUGGAAAACAACACUGAUCCAGGUCUUACCCUGGGUGGAUAUUUCUGUCCCCAGUGCAGAGCCAAAUACUCUGACCUUCCUGUGGAAUGCAAAAUUUGUGGUCUUACACUGGUGUCUGCACCUCACCUGGCUCGGUCUUACCAUCACUUGUUUCCUUUGGAUGCCUUUCAGGAAGUUCCACUGGAAGAAUAUCAGGGGGAACGGUAUUGUCAAGGCUGCCAGGGAGAAAUGAAAGAUCAAAAUGUUUACAUAUGUAAAGUGUGUCAGAAUGUAUUUUGCGUGGAAUGCGAUUUGUUUGUUCAUGAUUCCCUGCACUGCUGCCCCGGCUGCAUUCACAAGCACCCUGCGCCCGAAUCUGUAUGAUGUAAUCUCUUUUUAGAAAUUGCCAUAACUAUGUCAUUCUUGCAUAGACCUAUUUCAGCCAUAACUUUCACUGUGAUGGCUCAAAGCAAGAAGGACCUCAGAUGAUUACAGAAGGAUGAACACUGGCUUGGGAGCAAAUAUUAAUUUUUAGCUAAUGUAUUAAUGAUUUUUUUAUUUUUAAUAUAUUCUGGAAUUAUCUGUACCUGAUCUAUUGUCUUUGCCCUUGUCUGAAAAGCUUUGGCUUUUUUUCAAUCUUACUGUGAGUAACAUGUAUAUUUGUAAAUGUUAUAAAACUGCUUUUUAUAAUAA
This is a messenger RNA of Calidris pugnax (ruff), 1691 nucleotides long. RefSeq names its product general transcription factor IIH subunit 2. The transcript is spliced from 15 exons. Gene Ontology annotation, biological process: nucleotide-excision repair; DNA-templated transcription; regulation of transcription by RNA polymerase II. Gene Ontology annotation, cellular component: transcription factor TFIIH holo complex; transcription factor TFIIH core complex. Gene Ontology annotation, molecular function: zinc ion binding. Lineage: Eukaryota; Metazoa; Chordata; Aves; Charadriiformes; Scolopacidae. The record is from RefSeq and is a predicted model, not a curated record. The coding region runs from base 195 to 1382 and encodes 395 amino acids.